Molecule: messenger RNA, 2305 nt
Organism: Misgurnus anguillicaudatus (oriental weatherfish)
Lineage: Eukaryota; Metazoa; Chordata; Actinopteri; Cypriniformes; Cobitidae
Gene: scamp1
Product: secretory carrier membrane protein 1
Biological process (GO): protein transport
Cellular component (GO): trans-Golgi network membrane; recycling endosome membrane
Source: RefSeq, a predicted model, not a curated record
ACGUCAUCUCCGGUGUUCUGCCAUUUUGCGGUUGCGGAUCCGUGUCGAGCUGCUGUUGCGUUUCCUCAUCGAUCACCGACAACAAAACGUCCAAUUUUAUUCCGCAACCGGUCACAUUUAAACGAUAAAAUGUCAGAUUUUGACAGUAACCCCUUCGCGGACCCGGACUUUAGCAACCCGUUUCAGGAUCCAUCAGUGACACAAGUAACGCGGACUGCCCCUCCUGGUUUGGAGGAGUAUAACCCUUUCACAGACUCAAAACCGUUGCCACAGGGCUCCGGUCCUAAAUCAGUCCCACCUACAGCAAACACACAGCCGGCCAUCAUGAAGCCCACCGAAGAGCCGCCUGCGUACACCCAACCUCAGCAAACACAGGAUCAGGUGCGAGCCCAGGCGGAGUUAUUGAGAAGACAGGAGGAGCUGGAGAGAAAAGCCGCCGAGUUGGACCGCCGGGAGAGAGAGAUGCAGUCGCUCAGCGCAUCAGGAGGGAGGAAAAACAACUGGCCCCCUCUUCCAGAGAAGUUCCCGGUGGGACCGUGUUUCUAUCAUGACAUAUCAGUGGACAUCCCUGUGGAAUAUCAGAAAACUGUAAAGAUCAUGUAUUAUCUCUGGAUGUUCCACACAGGGACGCUGUUUGCAAAUAUAUUCGGCUGUCUGGCGUGGUUCUGUGUAGAUGCAACAAGGGGAGUGGAUUUUGGACUGGCCAUGCUCUGGUUUAUGUUGUUUACACCCUGUUCAUUUGUCUGCUGGUACAGACCUCUUUAUGGAGCAUUCAGGAGCGACAGUUCAUUUAGGUUCUUUGUAUUCUUUUUCAUCUAUAUCUGCCAGUUUGGUGUUCAUGUGCUACAAGCCAUUGGCAUUCAAGGUUGGGGAGCUAGCGGUUGGAUCUCGGCGCUGACAGGACUCAACACCAAUAUUCCUGUUGGGAUUAUUAUGAUCCUGAUCGCUGCUCUCUUCACAGCGUCGGCUGUCAUCUCUCUCAUCAUGUUUAAAAAGAUCCAUGCCCUGUACCGGACCACCGGUGCCAGCUUUGAGAAGGCGCAACAGGAAUUCGCCACCGGCGUCAUGGCCAAUAAGACGGUGCAGACUGCCGCCGCUAACGCUGCUUCCAAUGCUGCCCGGGGAGCCUUUAAAGAGCAGAUCUGAGAGCUUCGACCCACCCCUGCGCUCUCUGUCCAAGCUACUCUGACCUCCCAUCUCCUCCUUAUCAUUUCUCCUAACUGUACUUACAGUCAUUCAUAAGCCAUGACUGGCUGCUCAACACCACACCACUCUCAUUGACUUAAUGCACUCCUGUGACUGACUGAGACCCCGCCCCCAGCCCCUCCCCUCUUGUCAAUCAUCAGGUGUGCUCGCCUGGUCUUUAUUUUGAGCGUGUGUGGAAUGCCUACCUACUCUCGAGUGUGUGCUUAUGUGUGUCAAGUUGUCACUUUAUUUGUUCAUGUCGCCGAAAAACAGGAAGUGAUGUCCGUGUUUGGAUCCAAGGAGAAGAGAACGGUUUUUGCCCUCACAGGUCUGUCUUACCGAUCUGCUUUAAAACAAACACACACGCGCUGAAUCUCACAGAAACACUCGAGGACACGACCGGGUCAUAUACAUAUAGCAUCUCGUAUAAAUUGGAAAAAAAAUAUUUGCAAAGUAUGAAUCAGAUACAUCAUAGUUUUAUUUGCUGGAGUUAUUUCAAUUUAUGCUGAUGGGUGCUUAAUUGUAAUGAAAAUAAUACCACAAUGUUGGUCUUGAUGCUCAAAUUAUUGGUUUAGUUAUUGGAGUGAAAUGCACCCAAGCAUUUCUUCCUCAAAAAACAAAACAUCAAAUGACUUUUCCCUGUUUUUGAGCCAGCAUCAUUACUUGGAGUAUCAGCUCAGAGGGUCUCUAUACCUGUAAAUAUAUAAAUGUACAUAUAUAAAGACGUGUAUGAUGAUAAAGUAUUGACUGAUUUUAAACAUAUGAAUGACAAUGAAAGCUUCCUGGUUUCUUUUCAUAGUCGAAUUGUUGUGGAAUGUAAAUCAAGUCUUGAAUAUAAAGGUAAAACACUCGGGAUGUGAUCCUGCACAUGCAUGGAAAGCCUGCUGACUCUUGUUUUUGCCAGGCUUACAUACUUUAAGAUAACACUUUAAUGGGGAUAAAAUAAACAAUCUUUACAUCACACCCCCCUAUACUGCACAUUGCUGAAGACACACGACGUGUGUUAGUGUAAGACCGUGCCGUGUUGGGCUGGAUCAGUACCGUUAGAUUACCUGAUGUUGGAUCCUUUAGACUUUAGUCACGCAGGUGCUGUAUUUAAUGAAAUGAUAGACAGGCUGUU